UUCAUAUCAUGGCGACGAGUCAGGUGCGCGCAGUGCUCUUUCGAAUUCUUUUCCUCGUGGUGGCGGUUUCAGAGACGCAGUCUGUGCCAGUUUACGGACGUUACGAGACUUGUGUUGCGUCGCAGCCUUCGGACUACCAAAAUCCCUUCAAUUACACCGAGGUUACUACGCAGGGAGUCUUUUCUGGUCCAGAUGGACACACCACAGUGGAUGGGUUCUACUAUCAAGCAUAUGAACGGUCAAAUGUCGGAGGAUCUGAAAAAUUGAUUCCAGAUGGUUCACCUCAGUGGUGUGUCCGCUACUCACCUCGCAGUCCUGGCUCCUUUGACGUGACCUUCAUCAUCACCAACUCCAGUGGAACAUUCACUAUGAAGACCGACUCGUUUGAAGCUUCAGAUGAGAAAUUAGCUGGGUUCAUAAAGCUUGGUAGCAAUCAGGUUCACUUUCAAUUCACAAACAAAAGCACAUAUUAUCCAGUUGGAGAGAAUGUCUGUUGGGUUGGAGAGAACCAAGGAACGUAUGGAUACGAUGACUACUUUGGGAAGCUUGCUGCUAAUGGUGGGAACUAUGCCAGGCUGUGGCUAACUGACAGUGCCUGGGAUGAUCUGGCUGUUGAAGUGAAAGUUGGAAACAUGAGUCUUGCCAAUACAUGGAGGUUAGAUUAUGUUGUAAAACUGGCUGAGAAACUCAACAUCCAUCUCCUGAUGUGCACAGAGAGCUUCAAUUACUUUUGUACUAGCUCCUCAGGUUCAAAAGUUGUCACUUGUCCCUCUCUAAUUAUAAUUAUUAUUCUGAUAUUCGUCUUUAAAGCUCCGUGUUACUGGGACCAGUCAUACUAUAAUGUUGCUAAUGGUGGAUUUCUUACAAAGCCUUCAAAUUUCUUUACUGAUGGGAGGGCAAAGGCUGACUACAAAAACAGGCUACGUUACUUAGUUGCUCGAUAUGGUUAUUCUACUUCUGUUUUUGCAUGGGAAUUUUUCAACGAGGUGGACAUAUGUGAUGAUUAUAACACCGCAGUUCAGGUUGAAUGGAAUGAAGAAAUGUCAUCUUACCUACGUUCUCUUGAUGUCUGCAAUCAUCUUAUUUCAACAAGCUUUUCAAAUUCAAAUGGAGAUCAAACUGUGCAAGGUUUAGCUGCACUGAACUUUACUAUGACACACAAUUAUGGGUCCAGUGACAUCGCUGCAGCGACUGCACAAUACGCGAGCAAGAAACAAAUGAUGUACAAGAAACCUUCCUAUGUUGCUGAAUUUGGAAUUGGAGAUGAGGACAAUGACAAGGCUGGGGUGUCACUGCACAAUGGACUGUGGGCUCCACUCUUUGCUCUGGGAGCUGGCACUUCCAUGAGCUGGUGGUGGGACAGCUGGGUGGAUCCUAAUAAUCUCUACCCAAUCUUCAAGCCAUUUUCAGUGUUUGUGUCUCGUCUCCCACUCGCUGACUACACCUGGAAUGUGAGUGAUCCAACAGUCAGCCCUGCUCCACCAUACAACAUUCGAGCCUGGGGCAUGGCAGGAGUGGGGCAGGGAGGACAGCAGCUGAUAGUGACCUGGGUACAAGAUGACUGUUUCACCUGGGCUAACCAACACUCUGGAGUGAAAUGUACAAGUCACUCCCGGCUGACAUUGACAACAAGCUGCAGUGGAACUUCAUCAGGUAACUACACUGGCCACUGGUUCAACACCCACACUGGAGAGGACAUUGGAAAUACAUCAGUAAUGUGUACAGGCCAUCUGCAAGACCAGAUACCUACCUUCUCUCAAGACAUUGCUGUCUACUACACCUCCUAAUGGGCUAUGACUCCAAUAAUAAUAUACAAAUUAUAGAUACAGCUACAAAAAGAUACAUUCUUAUUUUCCAACAUUGUCUUUGAAGAGGAGACAGAUUUGCAAUGCCAGCAAAACCAGCACUUAUGCCCUAGGUCUAACAUGAAAUCUAAGUAACAGUGUCUCAAGUAAAGUUCCGUUUCCGAUUUUCAGAUUUUGUUAAUGAAAUACUAAGCACUUCCAUGUCAUUUUCCAUUUGAUUUAGAGAAAAAAUUAACAUCACUUACUCAAAAUGUUUGAGCUGCUGGUGAUGACAAGUUUAUGGCAUUUUGAAUGGCAUUUUUAACUACAAUACUGACAUUAGCGUUCACCAUUUUGUCACCAUGAUUUUUCAGGGUUCACAAAUUUGUCAACCCUGUAGCUAGUGGUUAAUAGUCACAAAUUGUGAACCCCGACUUCCAAAGUUGACUACUAUAUAAAUUCUGCAUUUGCUGAAAUGUUAUUUCUCAGAUUCUUUUAUAGAGCUGAUUUUUUUGCGGGAAAAUAAGAGACAAAUUUUUCUUCAAACACUGCUUCUUUUUAUGUAAAUUUCUAUAUAUUUAUAGAAGUCUCAAAAUUGCUGGACAUUACUAUUAUAAUAGCUCAUCAGCUACAUAACAUCUUUCUUGGCAAUGAUGGUGAUGCUUAGUCAGCAAAGUAGAGUAUCCUUUUACUCUUUAUUUCUUGCCUGCAUACUUGUGACUACCACAUCUGUCAUUUUUCAUAAAAUAAAACGCAGAUUUGUUACAUGUUAUAAUG
Molecule: messenger RNA, 2561 nt
Organism: Geodia barretti
Lineage: Eukaryota; Metazoa; Porifera; Demospongiae; Tetractinellida; Geodiidae
Source: the annotation of a GenBank genome assembly